This is a messenger RNA of Monoraphidium neglectum, 1410 nucleotides long. RefSeq lists its product as hypothetical. The coding region runs from base 1 to 1410 and encodes 469 amino acids. The transcript has 2 exons. Lineage: Eukaryota; Viridiplantae; Chlorophyta; Chlorophyceae; Sphaeropleales; Selenastraceae. The record is from RefSeq and is a predicted model, not a curated record.
AUGCAAGUGGAAGCGUUCCGAGCAGUUCUGCAGAGCGCGCCGCCGGACGCGGCACGCCGCUUUGUCAGUUGGUGCCGCGCGCGCGGGCACGGCCGUGCCGCCGAGGCGCCACACCCCAUGCGUGUGCAGGCUGUGUCGAUGCGGCCGCGCGACGUCGCCGCGAUCUGCGUGCGCCCUGAAGCGGGCACGCACUUGCUCAGCCUGCUGCUGCAGCUCGAUGCGGAGCGGCUUCAAGACGGCCUCCGUCCCCCCGCCGGCGGAGCCACUGGCGAGAGCGAAGGCGUCGGCCCCUCGGACGACGUCCUGGCUUCCCUGCCUUGGACUGCCACCCCGCAGUCUGCACGCAAGGUCGCGGCCGCGAUGGUCGCCGCUGGUGCCCCUCCAGAGUGCCUCGGGGCCCUCCUGCAACACGUCGCACGGGCGUGGCCCGACGAGCUGCCCGCCACGGUCGCCGCGGCGGCGAGCGAAGUAGAGGCUCUGCAAGACGAGGCUUCGGCGGUGGCCAUGGCGGCGAUGCCGACGCUGCAUGUGCUGCUCAACGUGCUGAUGAACCAGCCCGCGCGCCGCGGCGCAGCGCAGGGCGCCGCCGCGCCUGGCGGCGACGAGGCAACCGACCAGAAGUGGGAAACCGCCCUGCGCGCAGCCGGCCGCACGGCGGUCGCCCGGCGGUGCGGGGACGCGGCGGCGGCGGUGCUGGCGGCCGAGGCGCGCCUGGGGCUCUAUCGCUGCUUGGCGGCUGAGUACGCCUCCUGGCCCAGCGCGGCCCGCCGCGUGGUGACUGCAAGUGUCAAAGAGUGGCUGUGGGCACUCAGCGCGACCGCCAAGCCGCGCGACGCCCGCGGCAACCGCGAGCGGGGCGUGAUGUGCGCUGCCCUGGCGCGCCCGCCGGCGCCGCCGCCGCGCAAGGGGGGCCGGCGACUCGAAGACCUGCUGCGCGCGGGGUGCGUGGGCGAGGCAGAUGAGCUGGCUGGUCGGCUGGCGCCGCGGACCGUGGCCGCGGCGGCGGCCAGGGCCCUUGGGCUUUGGCCGGGCUGCCUGGAGCCCGGGGGUGUCCUGUUCACGGGCCACGUGGCGCCGCGCGGCGAAGACGGUGCAAGCUACGACAGCGUCAUCCUUUGGGCGAUCCGGCACAACGGCGGUUUUCGCGUCGUGGGCGGCGCGCUGAACGAGGCCAUCAGGCUCGCGCACUCCUGCGACGCGCGCGGUGCAGUGGACGUGCUGCGGGCGGCGGAUGCGGCAGGCCAAGAGCCGUGGGACGAUGACGACACGGCGCUGUGGGAGGAUUCCACCCGCCUCGUGACCAACCUGGCGUGGUGCGGUCAGCCGUGGCUGCUGCUGUCGGCGCAGCCGCUGCUCGCACGGUGGCAGGCGCCGCUGAACGCCGCCGCGGGUGAGGACACCGAUGACUGA